This is a messenger RNA of Ceutorhynchus assimilis (cabbage seed weevil), 1046 nucleotides long. Lineage: Eukaryota; Metazoa; Arthropoda; Insecta; Coleoptera; Curculionidae. The record is from the annotation of a GenBank genome assembly.
GAUUUACAACGAGACCAUCAUUUGCAAAUCCGGAAUAUUUGAAGCAGUAAAUGUUGAAAUCUCAUAAGCUUCAGACUAAUCAUGUCGUCUAACGAAAAAUCCUAUGAUAUGGUGAUCGAGACCAGAAUAAGACCGCCAACAUAUUGGGAUCACAUUACAAUAGCCCUGGCGGAAUUUUUAGGGACAACCACUCUGGUAUUCCUGUCAUGCAUGGGAUCCUGUUUCGGAAUUCAGGGAGCGGUUUCGUCGAUGCAUACGAGUUUCACUGCGGGCUUAGCUGUAGCUGCGGUCAUUCAAACAUUUGGUCACAUAUCAGGGGCCCACAUAAAUCCAGCAGUAUCCCUCAAUGCUUUAGUGGUAAACCAAAUUGGUUGGCAACAUUUACCAAGUUACGUGAUACCUCAAAUUUUGGGGUCGCUCUCAGGAGCAGCCCUGUUUGUUUCAAUAACCAAUUCAGAACAUUUGGAAAUCCAAGCAGGAGGACACGGAAUAUGUGUUAAUGGAAUUAAUGAGAACAUAACCAUAACUCAGGGUCUAUUUGUGGAAAUCCUUCUCAGUAUUAUUCUGAAUCUCGCCAAUUGUGCUUCGUGGGACGCCAGAAAUUCCGACAAACUCGACUCGAUGUCGCUUAAAAUUGGAACUCUAGUUGUUGUUUUGAAUUUAGGUGGUGGAGCUUACACUGGAGCCAGCAUGAAUCCGGCUAGAAGUUUCGGCCCGGCAGUUUGGAGUGGAGAUUAUAAAAAUCAUUGGAUCUAUUGGGUAGGACCAGUUGGAGGCUCUCUAAUAGCAUCAUUCACUUACAAAUUUGUAUUUCUAAAGAACAAAUCUAAUUGAUAUUGGAUUAUGUGACUUACCAUAAUUAGGUUAUUGAGGCUUUUGCUUUGGACGGCUUCACUGACAAUUCUCAGAUCUGUCCUGCAAUUAAAAACAUAAUAAGUAUAGGUAAAUCGUAAUUGUAACAAUAGUAAUGUACCUUCAUAUAGUGAUAUUAUUAGAUAUUUUUAUAAUUCAUGUCUUCUUAAAAUAAGUAUAGAUGUAAUUUGUUA